CGUCAUUAGUAAACUUGCAUCAUACUUGAAACUAUUCAAGUUAUAGUCUAGCCAUCCUUUGCGACGGCGUUGCCUCAAUUAUAGAAGGGUGGCUAGUAUUUCCACAAUGACGGGUUCAAUUAAUUUUGAAAUAGGAUAGUAAGGGCAAAAUGUCUCGGAAUUCCGCCCUCUCGCCUUCGGCGCCGCGACGAGCUUCGCAAUGGACGUCACAUCUGCGACAAUUCAGCAGGUCGAGCCUCGACAGGACUUCGGAAGAGUCGCCCAUAUCUCCAGAUAAUGUCUCCGGGAACUCGACCUCGCGAGAUCCUCUGCCACCGAAACGAGCGAACGAACGAAUAUGUAGUGUAACUAUCAAUGACUCCAUCAUUCGCGAUGAAGUCCUUAUCAAUUUCGACUUGUUUGGAGGAACUAUUCAACCUGGCGCCUUAAUGUCUAUCACCCCUAUAAAGUCAGACCAAGAUCGCGCACAAGGUCCUCAAUAUGGCUCCGUGCGACAGGCAUCUUAUAAUCGGGGUUUCGCCAACCUUACUCCUACCGAUGACCUUUCGAGACCUGACACCGAUGCGGGCCGAAGAUACGUUUUUAUCGCUAAGGAUGUAUCGAAGGAGUUCAAGGCUAGGAAUCCGAAUAUAGAAGUAUAUGUCUCGAAGCAGAUCGGUAACGCAUUCAAUAUGAGAAAAGGGACACAGGUGAUACUUGCUCCGGUUGAUCAUCUUACGCCCGCCGUUGAAGCCUCGCACGUCGAGCUCACCUUCAAGGAUAUGUAUAUGUCCCGCGCGGACAUGUGGAGACUUGCUGUCGCCGACUUAACGGAUAGUACAGUAUACAAAGGCCAAGUGGUAUACUUCCUAGGUGCGAUUAAGGCUACCGUAAGUACGGUUUUUGUUGAAGGGCGCAAAACCCGGUCUGCCUACUUCGGCCGCAACACCCGACCCAUCUUUCGGAGCGAGUCCGCUAGAUACGUCCUUUUCAUACAAAUGGCGCGGGAAAUGUGGGACUUUGACUCCGACGGUUCAGGCGAAAUCAUGUUUUCCAAGGUUGUGAACGGCUUCCUACCCGUCCUUUUCAAAAAAUGGGCUCUGCUGCAAGUUAAGCACUUAGUCAGCAUCGUACUUUUCGCCAGGGUCGAGUAUGACACAGGGCUAACAACUGAGUUCGCAAAUUCGGCUCUUCACAAUGACUACUAUACCGGAUACCAAACUUCCGGUGAUAGGCGUCCAUUUAAAGACUUUUACCGUGUUGUCGUGAGCGAGAUGUCUAGCGGAGAGUGGACCAAGAUAUUAAACCAGUUGAAGAUGGAGUUUAACGUCUUCCGCCGAGACAUCAGUCUUCAUCAUCAAGAUGCCAUGAGCAAUGAUAUGGAGAUUCCCGAGGAUCCCUCUGCAAAAAGCACUUCCACUAAUAAGAUUAAAGCACAAUCUUCUUUGGCUAUGUAUGGAAAUUUUCUUGAAGCUAUUAACUUGGCAUCUUCCUUGUACGCCCACGAUUAUGUAGAUCGAGAUCUUUUACGUACCGGAAUAUCCAUAGUGGUCAUCAGCCCGGGCCCAGGAGUUUUCGAAGUCGAAUAUGAAUCCUUGCGACGGACGACGGAAGCCCUCGUCGGCAAUGGAAUUGGCAUCGAUCUAAUCUGUAUUCCGAACAUACCACUGCAUUCCGUUCCUCUGUUUCGUUAUCGGAAUCCACACUUCCUCGAAGCAAACCAAAGGUCACACCCUCGUCAAAUUAGAAGCCGUGACAGCACGCCAAAACAACCUACACCUCUUGCCGGUAGCUAUACUACGCUAAGCGAAUCUGUGUCUCCCACAAAGGUAGGCGAUUCGUCUAGCCGGGUCGAUUCGGGAAGUUCUACCUUGUACGCCGAUGAAUGGGCCUUUGCGGUACCACAGUGGUUGCAUAUUUCCUACUGGACCGGCAAGUCGGAAGAGGCUUUGUCCUUCCAAGGCAUUACUCUGUCUGCCUCAGCUCAAUCCCCAGAUGAUGGCCAAGAUGAAUUUACAAUUCGGUGCAGACUCUACGACCUCCAAAUGAGGAGUGUACUCGAAACCAAUGAAAUUGAGACAACCCCGUUGCAUGCCGAUCCCGCAUAUUCAAGUACUGUUGGCAAUUUUGAAAAUAGGACAAAACUGGUGCGCGGUGACGAUCGUCUAUCGACACAUAUUGGGAAUCUAAAGGUUCCUGAAACGUUAUUCGAUCCAGUAUACGGUUUCCUGAAGUUUAUCCCAGACAAGUUAACGAAGACCGGGGAGACAUUACUCUGGAAACAACUGCAGGCUUAUGACGAAACAAGGGCUCGGCUCCCAGCACAUCGACCUUUACCGUCGACUCAUCCUUAUCGAGAACUUGAGGAGAGCACCGGCAAGCAACUGAUGGAAGAUGUUAAUCUGUUUGGUACUUCAAUAGGGGACAACAAAGAUGCUGGAGCUUCGACUGGAUUAUCGUCGAGUGUUUCAUCAUCGAGUAGGAUACGGCUGGAUGUAUCUGCCUCUACUGUCGUUUCUCGACGCAACUCUACCACCAAGUCCAAGCCCCCAUCAGCGAGACAACCCAAGUUCAUGAGGCAGAUUAGCCUUGGCCAGCGCGGCUUUGGUAUCGCUGCAGCCAAACCAUUUACAGGAGAAGUAAAAACAGAGAAUGUCACCCGAGUUGAUGCUACUGGUCUAGGAUCUAAUACUCCUUCAACCCCAAGGAUGACUCCAAUCACGCCAAUUAAAUCUGCGACAAGGCCAGGUUCUUCGCACUCAGCAAGUAUCAGAAAUAUCCCGUUAAUCACAGCAACUGAUUCGGUGACCGGUCUUACCCAAGCAACACCAAGUAUCCCGAUUCAAAUAAAACCCCCGGUCCAGACUUUAGAUCCUGCUGGUACAUUAAAAUCUGGCCAGGUACCAGCCACGCCUAUUGCUAGAAGCGCGCGGCCCGAUGAUCGAGAUCUCAGAUAUUCCAAUGCUCUCAGAGAAGAAGAUCAAAAGAGGCUAUAUAAUUCAAAGCUGCGAGCCGGGGGUGUACCGGAAUUACCCACCACACUAUCGCCGACCACUGCCAUGGCCCCUUGGUUGGUAGUUCUUAAUCCGUCGAAUCCGAAUGUCAAUAAAGUCGAUGACUCGAUCUUGUUUAGUCGAUGGCAACAUGUCUUUCCGCGGCCAUCCGAAAUGAGAGUCAUGAAAUGGAAAUCAUUGUCUUGCCCUGCAGCUGUUCCGUUGACGACAGAGUAUUUCCCAACGCAAGCUCAAUUCAAUGUCGAAUACCAACGUCAGCCAUAUAAUAUUUCUCAAGAAAUAGAAGAUGAAAUUGCCGAGCAACCUAUCUCGCGUGUGGAGUUUUUAAGAGAGUUAGUUAGCACUCGGUUCUCGCACGGAUUUCAAGUCGUUACCGGCCCAUCUGUAGCUAAGGCAUUCGACCAAAAGGCCAUAAGAAUCGCGGAUGUGUUCUCUAUAGACAAAACUAUCGGCGACGGAACAAGUAUUUUCAUGAGUGUUGGUAACACGAUUCACCAACUAUCGUGUGUUAAUGGCACCGAAGUUGAAGUGAAUAUUUAUAUACGGAAACCAACCGAGCCAUUAACUCAGAUGGUGCAAUUGCCUUCAUAUAAACCAGCAAUACGUACUCUACUCGAUGAAACAUACCACAGUAUCGAUGUCGACAUCAUGACUCCUAAACCGGAACGUAAUUGGAACCAUAUAGAUUCAUAUCUUGCCGGGCAUACGGACGAGAUGACAGAGAACCUGCGGUUUUGGAGGGCUCGAUUUGUGCUCAUACCAAUGUAUCCUCGAACUUCCUCGGCUCCGGCGCCACGGAAUGGGGAUGAUGAGGAAGAAGUGCGGCUCGAGGGCAUUAAAAGACUAGCCCAACAUUGGCAACGGUAUCGAUUCUUACCUCCUUCUGAACGUCAGUUUCAAAGUGCCGGAGCGAGGAAACGUGACCCCAAUCCCCUCGACAUCACCUACAAAACCGAAGAUCCUUCGGUAGUGAUCGCUGCUGAGAUGGAAACGCUUCCAUUAUUUGAAAGCAUGGAGACUACGCACCGUAAAGGUUUGGUCUCAGAUAAAGAGCGUUUCUCCAAAACCAAUUUCAAUGUCUCUGCCCUGGCUGAAGCAAUUCAACAGCCGGUCGAACUCGGUGGGAUCCGAAUGCAAACGCGACGAUGGCAUUUCCGAAUUCAUUAUCAUUGUUUCAUAGGAUCGGACAUGACAACCUGGCUGCUUGACAACUUUGAAGACCUCGAUAGUCGGGAAGAGGCGGUCGAGUUAGGUAAUUCUUUAAUGGUUCUCGAGGAAGAUAGGAUGAAAGAUAAGGAUAAGGAUUAUACUAAAGACGCGAAGAAGGAUCGUGAUCGUGGUAUCUUUGUUCAUGUAGAGAGGCGACAUCACUUUCGCGACGGCCAAUUCUUUUAUCAAGUCGUUAGCGAUUAUGCGAAACCUCAUCCUGUUGGAUGGUUUAAUUCGAGAAGGAGAGAUGUUUCAAUUCCUUCUACACCCUUAUCAGAGAAUCCGCCAAAAGACUCACCCCGACCUAAUCAACCCGGGAUGCAGAAGCCGAUCUCUAUUCAUGAAGAGAAUUCGCCAAUAUCGGGCAGCACGACACCCACUUUGGCAACAAUUGGCGGGAGAAAGCCUAAGGUCGUCCUAAGUAAAAUGAUGAAGUAUGACGUUGAUCCUCGCAAAAGGUCAUAUCGCCCUGAGAGGAUUAACCUGCAUUAUGACCGGCUCCAUAAUCCUGACAAUUGUUAUCAUAUUCGCAUCGACUGGAUGAAUGUCACGGCGAAACUUAUCGAAGAUACACUCAAGACUUGGGCACUGACAGCAGCGCAGCAUGGCCUCCGACUUGUUGAGGUGCCUAUCGCAGAAGCUUGUCGUAUCACGGAGAUCAACCCAUUCCGAAGACCAUAUAGUAUUAAACUCGCACUACCGCCCCCUACUCAACAUCCAGUGACAUAUUAUGACCCUACUUCCUUCGGCCCACAAGCCCAGCCUGGGAAGCAUUACUACCAAAAGGCCCUUCUGAAGAAAUUCAAUUAUGUGCUCGACGUUGAGGCCGCCUCUAACUUCCCGAGCAACGUAGACAUCAGCUAUUCAUGGGGCAAGCCGGAUUUCAAAUAUUCCCAAUAUGUCCAUCGUUCGGGGGUUAUCUUGGCUGAGAUUACUGAUGAAGGUGAUUUUCUCAUUCUAGCCAAUAGGCUGUGCAGUAAUCGGGCAGCCGGUUUCCAGGCUACUCAACCACGCACUGAGGCGGUGCCCAACGAGCGCGUCUCACGGCUUAUGAAUACAAGCGGGUAUACUAACUAUGGCAUUGCUGAACCCACACCGAUAUCAUCACCAAUGUUUAGGCCCGUACUAUUUGCGUCUGCCGCGUCUCGAGCACCGCCCGAACCAUCACCUAGCGGUAGCGGCAGCACGAGCGGACCUCAACCUUGUCCACCAAGUCCCAAUGUUAAUGCUCUUGGUGAACCGGAAGCUCUCAAAGACGCACUAGAGAAAUUUUGUAGCGAUGCGAGCGCACUAGAACUAUUCUAUAAGGAGACGCUCGAGAAAGGCGCAACUGGAACACCUAUGGUCGGAGCAGCGCCGCCGGGACCCGAUUCCAUCCCGGAAGCUAACAUUCCUACCCUUAUUCUCGGAGGCAAUAGCAUUAGUUCAGAAUCGGGUCCUAGUCCCAGUCCCAGAAUUCCUACGCCCAACUUAGCUGGAUCAUUAUUAUUCAGGCGAGGAAGUAUUCAACAUUAGGCGAUUACAGCCCGAUGCAAGUAUAAACUUAUGAUGCUAGGUACCUAUUAUAUAUUAUUACUACCCUCAGAUUUUAUUCCCAAUCAAAAGCCCGCGUUUGCGGUAUAUGAAACAUAUUCUUUGAUUUACGUGCAUAUACCUACUAGGUACCUACCUACCUGAGACUUCUAGAAACAUUAGUCCUGAUCCCGCAUGUUGGUUAAGGACCAGGGUGGUCGAAAAGCUCUUUGUUGUCGUACAAGAGGGACGAAUUAUUAUCGUAAUGUCUCGGCUCGCGAAUUACACGGCGUAUUAAGACAUAUCUGGCGAGAUAUAGACCCCUGACCAAUUUCAGCUGCGGUCAUACUUUUACC
Annulohypoxylon maeteangense is the source of this 6070-nucleotide messenger RNA. RefSeq names its product vacuolar membrane-associated protein IML1. The transcript has a single exon. Bases 150 to 5717 code for a protein of 1855 amino acids. Gene Ontology annotation, biological process: positive regulation of autophagy; intracellular signal transduction; negative regulation of TORC1 signaling. Lineage: Eukaryota; Fungi; Ascomycota; Sordariomycetes; Xylariales; Hypoxylaceae. Gene Ontology annotation, molecular function: GTPase activator activity. The record is from RefSeq and is a predicted model, not a curated record. Gene Ontology annotation, cellular component: GATOR1 complex.